AUGUGUAGCUACGAAACUGGGAAUGGUAUCAAGCGUGAAGAGACGUCGUUUGACAAAGUGGUAGAGGGCAAGGCCGAGCAUAGACACACUGAUUGCAGCAACGAAGGUGGUGAGGAUGAGGAUAGUGGAGAAAUCCAUGUGCAAAAGGGAUCCUACUCUUAUACCGCUCCAGAUGGUACCGUCGUUAGCGUAUCGUAUAUUGCAGACGAAAAUGGAUUUCGACCUACCGGAGAACAUAUUAACUUAGGACCGAAAAGAGUUGAGACCUUCAGUCACAUAAACAAAUACGACUCUUCACUAGAACACGAGAACAGUGAGGAAUAUAAAUCCAAACCUGUUCAUAAAAAGAAAGCUUUGGCAGAAAACUCAGAGUCGGGAUCAUUUGAAGACAUUUUACCACCUCAUGGUGAAUUUGCGAAAAAAAUCACCAAAGAAGAAACUCAUAUGGUCAUUAAACCUGAAAAGGUAGUCAAAGAAAACAACAAACUAAACAAUAAAAACAUACUAGUUAAAAAAGAUAAAAGGCCAAGUUUUACUGCACCUGGGGUACUCGUUGCUGAAGAAGAUGACUUAACUAACGAUAAUCCAGCACUUGAGAAAAAAGUAGAGCAUCCCAAAAAUCAUACUGAAGCCUCUAGCAAACAAAGCAAAAAAGUUUUUAUCAAUAUGGAUAUAAAACACAACGUUAAGGAAAGUGAAAACCAAGAAAAAAUAUCAAGAGAAGAUAAAAAAACUGCUAUACAAAAAGAAGAAAACCUAGCUACAAAGGAAAGUGACGAACUUGAAGCUCAAGUAAAGAAAAAUUCAUUUGAUAAAAAAGAAGAAAAAUCCUUUGCCAAAGAAGGGAAAAAGCUGCCCAAAGCUGACGAAGAGUCGGUUAGUAAAGAAGGGCAAAAACACGAAGCUAAAAAUGUAAGAAAACCUGCAGUUGAUGAAAAGAUAGGUGCCAUCGAAGGAGAAAAGCCGCUUCGAAAAAUGAGGAAAAGACUGCAACAAAUGAAAAUGAUAUGUCAGAAACCAAAGAUGGAAAAACAGCACUUGUCAAGAAAAGAUGCUUCAAAAGAUGGUGAAAAAACUACUGUUAAACAUGCAGAAAAUCACGCUGCCAAAGAAGACCUUCUUGCAAAAGAAAGUAAAAAUUUUCUUGCUAAAGGAGAUAAACUAGCCUCCAAAGAAGAAGAUAAACAUGCGCCCAAAGAAGAGAAACCAACCCUUAAGGAAGGAGAAAUGCCUGCCUCCGUAGGAGAAAAAUUAACACUUAAUGAAGGAGAAAAGCCAGCGCCCAUAGAAGGGGAAAAACUAGCUCCCAAAGAAGGAGAAAAAUCUCCGCCCAAAGAAAACAAGCUAACCCUUAAGGAAGGAGAAGUGCCUGCCUCCAUAGGAGAAAUACCAAACCCUAAAGAGGGAGUAAAGACAGCACCCAAAGAAGAAGAAAAGCCAAGUUCCAUAGAACGAGAAAAACCAGUGCACAAAGAAGGUGAAAACUCAGCACUCAAAGAAGGAGAAAAACCAGUACUCAAAGAAGGAGAAAAGUCUGUACCCAAAGAAGAAGAGAAGCGAGCCCACAAAGAAGGAGAACAGUCGGCCUCCAAAAUAGGUGAAAAUCCGGCCCCUAAAGAAGGAGAGCAGCUGGCUGUCAAGGAAGAAGACAAACUUUCGUUCAAAGAAGAAAAAAAGACAACUCCUAAAGAAGGACAGAAGUCAUCUCCCAAAGAAGAAGAAAAUCUUGCUCCCAAAAAAGGGGAACAUCCAGCCCCUAAAAGAGAUAAGUCAGGCUCCGAAGGAGGAGAAAAGCCUGCCCGUAAAGAUGCCGAAAAACCAGUUGUUAAGGAGGGAGAAAAAUCAGCUUCCAAAGAAGGAAAAAAGCCAGUCCCCAAAGAAGGAGAAAAGCCAGUUUCCAAAGAAGGAGGGAAGGCAGCGUCCAAAGAAGGAGAAAAGCCAGUACUCAAAGAAGGAGAAAAGCCAGUGUCCAAAGAAGGGGAAAAGGAAAAGCCAAAUGUCAAAGAUGAAGAAAAACCAGCUCCAAAGGAAGGAGAAAAAUCAGCGCCCAAAGAAGAAGAAAAGUCAGGCCCCAAAGAAGGAGCUAAGCAAGGUCUCAAAAAAGAAGAAAUACCAGCUCCCAAAGAAGGAGAAGAGCCAGCUCCCAAAGAAGGAGGAAAGACAGCGUCUAAAGAAGGAAAAAAAUCAACUGACAAAGGAGGAGAAAAGCCAGUGCCCAAUGAAGGAGAAAAGCCAGCGCUCAAAGAAGGAGAAAAGUCAGAGCCCAAAGAAGGAAAAAAGCCAGUCCCCAAAGAAGGAGAAAAGCCAGUUUCCAAAGAAGGAGAAGAGCCAGCUUCCAAAGAAGGAGAAAAGCCAGCGCUCAAAGAAGGAGAAAAGUCAGAGCCCAAAGAAGGAAAAAAGCCAGUCGCCAAAGAAGGAGAAAAGCCAGUUUCCAAAGAAGGAGAAGAGCCAGCUCCCAAAGAAGGAGGAAAGACAGCUUCUAAAGAAGGAGAAAAGCCAGUGCCCAAAGAUAGCGAAAAAUCAAUCCCCAAAGAAGAAGACAAGCCAGUGCCUAAAGAAGGAAAAAAGCCAGAGCUCAAAGAAGGAGAAAAACCAGUCCCCAAAGAAGGAGAAAAGCCAGUUUCCAAAGAAGGAGAAAAAUCAACUUCAAAAGAAGGAGAAAAGCCAGUGCCCAAAGAUAGUGAAAAAUCAAUCCCCAAAGAAGAAGACAAGCCUAAAGAAGGAGAAAAGCCAGAGCUCAAAGAAGGAGAAAAACCAGCUACUAAAAAAGGAGGAAAGACAGCGUCCAAAGGUGGAGAAAAAUCAGUUAUCAAAGAGGGUGAAAAACUUAGAUCUAAAGAAAGUGAAAAGCCCGCACUUAAGGAUGGAGAAAAGCUACCUAGCAAGGAAGGUGAAAAAUCUAACGAGGCAAGCAAAUUACCUAGUAAAGAAGUAAAUAAUACAAAAGAAGAAAAAUCUGUUACUAAAGAUGCAGUUGAAUCGAAAAAAGAACCUGAAAAUGCAGAAAAAUUAUCACAAAGAGCGGUUAGCGUAGCAAAAGAAGCUAAGAAAUCAGCUAGUGGAGCAGUUCAGUCUGCUAUGGAAGCUUUAAAAACCGUAGAAGAAGUAAUUCAAACUAUAAAAGAACAGAGUGCGAUAGAAGGUCCAUCGUCUAAAAAUAAUGCAACAGCAGCAAAAGCCCUAAUUGCCAAAAACGCAGCACAAGAAGCACUACAAGCUGCUCAAGCAGUUGGUUCUGCCGCUGAAACUGCAGAAAAGGCCGCCAAGGAAGCUAUAUCUUUGGCGAAAUCGCUACCAAAACCCUCGGAAAUCAUUGCGCAAAGUAGAGAACAUCACUUGAAUGUACUGAAAAUUGACAACCCUAUAAAAGAUUUAGGGAAGUCGUCUGUAGACCUUGAAAAAACUGAAGAACCUGAUUACAGUGUUAAACCAAUGGAGAACCCAAAAAAAGUAACUAAAUCUCCAGACGAAGCGCCUAAACAUGAGGCUGCAUAA
Molecule: messenger RNA, 3495 nt
Organism: Spodoptera littoralis (African cotton leafworm)
Lineage: Eukaryota; Metazoa; Arthropoda; Insecta; Lepidoptera; Noctuidae
Source: the annotation of a GenBank genome assembly